This is a messenger RNA of Annulohypoxylon maeteangense, 1200 nucleotides long. RefSeq lists its product as uncharacterized. NCBI's taxonomy places the organism in Eukaryota, Fungi, Ascomycota, Sordariomycetes, Xylariales, Hypoxylaceae. The record is from RefSeq and is a predicted model, not a curated record. Bases 385 to 603 code for a protein of 72 amino acids. The transcript is spliced from 4 exons.
UUUGGUCAAGGGUUCCUGGCGUUGUACUUCUUCUCGGGUUGUCAGUUGAGAGAGAAAAAAAAAAAGCACGAUCGACGAUACAGCAAGCUUAAAUACAUAAAUAUUUCCACCCACCUUCAACUUCGUUCAUUAAUAUUACCUACCUACUUAAAUGCGUCGAAUUACUAUGCGAGAAAUCCAUUAACCACGCGGCAAAUCGGACGCCCUAUUUACCCAUUCCUCGAACCUGCCCAUUCCUCGGACUUCUAGGUCUAACGUUGGCAAGGGUCUAUCUAGAGCGUAACCGCCAUAAUUCGGGAUAUCUGUACGCCUGUACUCGUCUCAACAAUUGUGUUACUUGAGUAUCUUCAUAAGCUAGCGGAGGAUCUCGGAAGCUCUUCGACAAUGUGUGAUUAUACCCAGGUGGAAUACUGUUGUCAACAUUUCCGCUUCGUGGUACAAAGAUGGUGCUCAGUAUACGAGAGGACAAACAAGGUCUGCGCGCCCAAUGUGACGCAUCUAGAAGUAAGGCAUGAUGAAUUGUGCUCCGAUUGUCGGCCUCGGUCUCCCCCAGCGUGGGAGCAUAUGAUCAGACGAAGCAAGAGAGCCACGCCUUAUAUCUAAACUGAAGGGCCUAUCAUCUUGACGAUGUUACAGCCAAUUUUUAAUUUUUUUUUUUUUUUACAUGUAUUAUGGGAGCGACGGUUUUAGGAUAUAUCGGGACCAUCCGAUGACGUGUAUCUUUAGGAACGAUGCCGACUCACUAGACUGUGCCAUGGCGCAAACACUGUUCUAUAGGCCUUAGCACUAUUUGCAGAGUACAUUCCCAUGGCGAAGAAAAGGGGCUACUAGAUUUGGAGUUUGGAGUUUGGAGUUCUAGGUACCUAGGGGUUUAUGGUUGGGACGCUGUGUCGGCGAUGGAUACCGGAAAUGCAGUCUUCUAAGAUGACUACUAGAUAGCUUGGAUGAAAGCACCACGGGAUAUGACUUGCCGUCGCAUCAUUAACUAGGUACCUACCUACCUACAUAUACCUCGGUAGGAUAUUAUCAUCACUACUAAGAGAGUCCCGUCAAGAUGGUAGUGGCGGGAUUUUAUUGCUUCCUAUUAACAAAAAAGAAGCCCGAAUUUGAUCUACGCAAGCGUACCUUCCAUGAUUCUAGUAUGGUAACUGGUCUAUUUUGAUAGGGGGCAUACAUAACCCCUGUCUUAUCUUGGCAGAG